Aspergillus melleus is the source of this 1488-nucleotide messenger RNA. It is a transcript of the gene APN1, whose product is annotated as DNA-(apurinic or apyrimidinic site) lyase APN1. NCBI's taxonomy places the organism in Eukaryota, Fungi, Ascomycota, Eurotiomycetes, Eurotiales, Aspergillaceae. Bases 1 to 1488 code for a protein of 495 amino acids. Gene Ontology annotation, cellular component: nucleus; mitochondrion. Gene Ontology annotation, molecular function: zinc ion binding; DNA-(apurinic or apyrimidinic site) endonuclease activity; phosphoric diester hydrolase activity. Gene Ontology annotation, biological process: base-excision repair. The record is from RefSeq and is a predicted model, not a curated record. The transcript has 5 exons.
AUGCCUCCUCGCACUACCCGCAAGGCAUCCGGCGGAGCGCCACGCGCAACUGAACCAACCAGUCCAGCAAACAAGCGCAAGACCAAUGAACCCGCAGAGCUAAGCUCUCCAGCCAGGCGAUCGAAACGAGUCAAGUCAACGGACGAGCUCAAAGCCGUGUCCGCGGGGUCCGCGAAAGCCAACGGAGCCGUCAAGGAAGAGGUUAAAGAGGAGACCAAGGUCGCAGUGGUCGAAAAGGCAGAUGACAAACUUGCCGUGAUCGAGAAAAGCACCACGAAAAAGCGAAAGACGAAACAGGAGAAGGAGGCCGAGAUGUUGCCUCUGAGAGCGAGAACUCCGGGCUUGCGUAUGUUUGUCGGGGCGCAUGUUAGUGCAGCCAAAGGGGUGUUUAAUUCUAUCAACAACAGUACGCAUAUCGGUGGCAAUGCCUUUGCGCUUUUCUUGAAAUCGCAAAGGAAAUGGGACAACCCGCCCCUACAGGAUGACCAUCGCGAUCAGUUCCGCAAGCUCUGCGCAGAGCAGAACUACGACGCGGCGCAACACAUCCUCCCUCACGGCUCCUAUCUCGUGAACCUAGCCCAAGAAGACAAAGCCAAAGCCAAGCAAGCCUACGACGCAUUCCUCGAUGACCUCCAGCGAUGCGAAGCCCUCGGCAUCAAACUCUACAACUUCCACCCCGGCAGCGCCAACCAAACAACCCACAGCUCAGCACUCGCCCGACUCGCCAAAGCGCUCACCGCCGCCCUAACCGCCACGACGAGCGUGAUCCCCGUCCUCGAAACGAUGUGCGGCCACGGAUCCACGAUCGGCGGCAAGCUCUCCGAAUUCCGGGACCUCCUCGCGCUGAUCCCCUCCGAUCUACACCCCCGAAUCGGCAUCUGCAUCGACACCUGCCACAGCUUCGCAGCAGGCUACGACCUCUCCUCACCCGCUGGGUUCAAGUCCUUCCUCUCAGAAUUCGACUCCCUGAUCGGCCUGCACCACCUCCGCGCCUUGCAUCUCAAUGACUCCAAAGCCCCCAGGGGCAGUAAGCGCGACCUGCACGCGAACAUCGGCACGGGAUUUCUGGGUCUUCGCGCGUUCCAUAAUGUCAUGAAUGAGAAGCGGUUCGAGAACCUGCCCAUGGUGCUGGAGACGCCGAUUGAUCGGCCGGAUCCUUCCGCCAAGGCCGGGGCUAAGAAGACGAGCACAGUGCCUGAUCCGAGGGUGUGGGCUGAGGAGAUUGCGCUGCUGGAGUCGUUGAUCGGGAUGGAUCCGGAAGGGGAGGAGUUCAGGGCUCUGGAGAGCAGGUUGUCCGAGGAGGGGAAAGAGAUGCGCGAGAAGCAGCAGGAGCAGUAUGAUAGGAAGGUGGAGACGGAGAAGAAGAAGCAGGCGAAGGCGGAACAGCGGUCGUUGAUGGAUAUGAUGGGUGGGUCGAAGGGGAAGAAGGAGAAGAAGCAGGAAGAGGAAAGUGAGGAUGAAGGGUGUCAGAGUCAUUCUGAGGAUUAG